Molecule: messenger RNA, 1753 nt
Organism: Meloidogyne enterolobii
Lineage: Eukaryota; Metazoa; Nematoda; Chromadorea; Rhabditida; Meloidogynidae
Source: the annotation of a GenBank genome assembly
GGAAAAUUCGGAAAGAGAAAGAAUGUUUCUUUAAUAGUCCGUAGGGAAACAGAUAAAUAUUUUGGAAGGUGUGAUAACUUAAAUAGAACCCACUACCUCAUACCGUAUUUUUUAAUAUAAGACUAUCUCCACAAAACAAGUUGGUCGAAUUCAAAAUUCACAUGUUCAAAUCAUCAUUAAUUCUGAGGUCCAAGCUGCCUCUCGGAACCAUACCCAGCAUUGCUUGUGGAUAAAUUUGUUGGAAAAUAAAAUACUCUCCGUGGAAAAUUUAAAAAAAUAAAUCCUACCCCUUACUAUAAAAGAAACAUUGUUUUAUGUUUUAUCCAUCUCAAAUCCAAAUUGUCAAGCCCCCCAACAUCAUCAGACCGAUUCACUUAAUGGUGCAACAACAGCAACAUAAGAUGACUUCUGGCAAGGCUACUACUCCAGCAGACAAGCACAACGUCAUGCUCUUCUUGAUGGUGAAUUGCAUCCAAAUCCUCUGCGUGCUUAUUGUGCUCAUGCAAGCUCUGUCAACGACCGAACUUCGAGGAAACUUCUACUACGCCGAUCGGGCGAAUAUCCGCAAGAUGCUCCUAGAAUCUGACGGUCUGCGAUGCAAAGAAUUCGUCAUAUACAAUGCAGAGCCGCCAACACCGCAGGAGAAAUGGGAUGAACACCUCAGCAAUAGCGGAUAUGCUACAUUGAAAGAUCGAGAGGAGAGAAGUGAAGGCAGCAAGGACAACACUCCUAGUUCUGGACGAAUCCUGACAAUUCUGGAGCGCAGCCUGAAAGUCACUGGCGAUGAAGUAAAUUCGACCACUGGGGAAUUGAAGAUGCGCAUUUCUCUUCUCUUCGAAUGGAAAACCGGUCAUGGUCAGCUUGAUGUGUUGCAAAUGCCAGAAGAUGUCGAGAAUCUGACGGAAAGUAUUCUUGGAGAAUCUCCGGAUAUGACCUCAUUGAAUACAAGUCUACCGAACAUUACUUCAACAGACAAAGGGACCGCCAACACCGCCAAAAUUCCUCUGCCUUCGGUUGCCAGUGCAGCAAAUUCUGAGGAGACAAAAGAUGUUGAGGAGAAGGAAGACCCGGCCAAUUCUGACAACCAAAUACAGCCUCGCUUCCCUAAUGGGACUCACGCCUACAAGAUCAACAAAAUGGAAGGAAUGCAAGAAAACAAGCCUGCCGAUGUUUUCGAUCCGUUCAACCAUGUAGCAAAGCAUUUGCUCGUCUACACUCUAGCCAGUUUUCUGCACCUGAUUCUUCAAUUCUGUCGCUGUGCUCUCAGUGACAAUAAUGGACGUUAUUCGGUUUGCGAGCUGAUUUUUCUGGUGGUCUCAAUUGUCGUUUGGGGAAUUAUGCUGGUCUUGACUUCCUCCACGAGCAUGAACUGGGACAGUUUAUGGAUGUGCACAAAUUUCCGACCGGAGAAGCCCAAAGUCUUCAUUGUGGCGGUGAUUUGUUCCGCUGUGCUGGUUGUUCUCUACCUGUUCGAGGCUCUGUAUGCAUGCGAGAUGAUGUUCGUCGAGGAAGCGACCAAAAAUGUGAAGGUGGAAGGGGGGAAGUCUUCUGAAGCUCCUUCCCCUCCAAAGAACAACAACGCCAUUGUUGCCGCUUCGACUGAUGACACUACUAGUACCUCCAUUCUGUUGCCAUUCACUGUUCAUGGAGGCAAGAUUGGAGGCAACAUCCAGCAGGCUAAACUUGUGCGAGAAGACUUCUGCAUGAUAACCGUAAAGGAGAACUAAAUUGAAGUGUGUGAUGUAGUGAAUAA